GUUUAAAUAAAAUAAUUGUUUAAACAAUUAAAUAAAUAAACAAUUAUUAUUUAUUAACUUUAUCAUUUGUUAUGAAUAAUCAAUUAAACAAAUAUUAUUAUAACAAAAAUUAUUAAUACCAAAACAAAAAACAAAUGAUAUUAAACAUUUUUUUUCAAAUUUUUUUAAAGAUAAUUUUAGAAUACAUUUAAUUGUUUACACAAUUUUGUAUUUAUUAUAUAAUUAUUAAUGCAAAAGUACUUGAAUAUUAUUGUUUUAUCCAAUUUUACACAAUUUUAUUAAUUAAUUUAAUUAAUAAAAAAUAUUUGACAUAAGACAUUUCAAAUGUCAAUAGAUGCCACUAAAUGACACUUCCAUUUUCCAAGAAAAUAAUCAUAACAGUAAAUAGAUAAAAAAAAAAAAUAUACAUAAAACCGGCCACGUCAAAAUGAAUAUCGACAAAAUGAUUGACAUUGACUCAAUGGAGAGAUACAUAUCACCAAUAAAUCCAAGUGCAUUUCCAGUGUUGGCUGUUAUGCUACUUGGCAUUGGUGUUUUCUUCACAGCUUGGUUUUUCGUUUAUGAAGUUACAAGUACCAAAUUCACCAGAGAUUUAUUCAAAGAGCUAAUUGUUGCAUUUGUUGCUGCAAUAUUUUCUGGCUUUGGAAUAUUAUUUUUAAUGCUUUGGGUUGGAAUAUACGUAUAGCACUAGUCAAUCUAAAAUACCAUCAAAUUUUUUCUACAAUAUAAAAUUAAUGUGUUAUAAUAUUCCAUUGCAUUGUUGUAUAAAUCACAGUAAUUAUAAAAAUCAAUUUUAUAUAUUAAAAUAAAAUAAUGGCUCUUUAA
Messenger RNA from Aphidius gifuensis, 825 nucleotides. It is a transcript of the gene kud, whose product is annotated as transmembrane protein 258. The transcript is spliced from 3 exons. Bases 428 to 685 code for a protein of 85 amino acids. The record is from RefSeq and is a predicted model, not a curated record. Gene Ontology annotation, cellular component: membrane-bounded organelle. NCBI's taxonomy places the organism in Eukaryota, Metazoa, Arthropoda, Insecta, Hymenoptera, Braconidae. Gene Ontology annotation, biological process: protein N-linked glycosylation.